AUGUAUCGAACAUUAGUAAAACAAUUGAUUAUUUCUCGAAUUUAUCCAAGUGUUAAUAUUCAUUUAUCAACUCCAAAAGUGGAAGAAACAAUAAAUAAAAAUGUUCAACAAACAAAAUCUGAUAAUACAAAUGAUGAUGUGAAAUUUGAUUAUAUUAAUAAAACAGGUAUUAUUCUAUUGAAUAAACCUAAAGCAUUAAAUGCAUUAUCAUCAUCAAUGAUUCAUAAAAUUUAUCCAAAGAUGAAAGAAUGGGAAUCAGAUGGUAAAACUCAAUUAGUUAUUAUGAAAAGUACAACUUCAAAAGCAUUUUGUGCUGGUGGAGAUAUAAAAGCUCUUUUGGUUAAAGCACCAGAAGGUGAAAAACUUCGAUGUGAAUUUUUUCGUGAUGAAUAUAAAUUAAAUUAUCUUAUUGGAAAUUAUAAAUUACCAUAUGUAGCUAUUAUAAAUGGUAUAACAAUGGGUGGAGGUUGCGGUUUAUCUGUACAUGGACCAUUUCGAAUAGCAACAGAAGCAACAACAAUUGCUAUGCCUGAAACAGCUAUUGGUUUAUUUCCUGAUGUUGGUGGAUCACAUUUUCUUCCACGUUUACCAUCUAAUCUUGGAGUAUUUCUUGGAUUAACAGGUCAUCGUUUACGUGGUAUUGAUAAUUAUCAUGCUGGUAUUGCAACACAUUUUGUACCAACAAAUAAAUUAGAAGAAAUCGAACGAAAACUUGUGGAAAUAUCAAAUGCAGAUUAUAAAUCAGUGAAUGCAGUUUUGAAUCAACAUGCUAAAUUGAUUGAUUCACAACCACGAUUUAGUUUAGAACGUGAAUUACCUUUAAUCAAUGAUCUAUUUUCAAUCGAUACAAAAGAUGUUGAAACCAUUCUUGAAAAAUUAAAAUCUAAUGGUUCAGAUUUUGCUUUAAAACAACUUUCAAUUCUUGAAAAAAUGAGUCCAACAUCACUUAAAUUAACAUUUGAAGAAAUAAAACGUGGUAAAAAUUUAAAUUUAAAAGAUUGUUUAAUUAUGGAAUAUCGUAUGGUACAAAAUGUUAUGAAUGGUCAUGAUUUUUUUGAAGGUGUUCGAGCCGUUCUGGUUGAUAAAGAUAACAAACCUCAAUGGAAACCAAAUUCAUUAAAAAAUGUUUCUGAUAAAGAAAUAGAACAAUAUUUUGAAAAACCUUCAUCCCAUGAAGAUUUACAAUUAGAAUGA
Rotaria sordida is the source of this 1194-nucleotide messenger RNA. Lineage: Eukaryota; Metazoa; Rotifera; Eurotatoria; Philodinida; Philodinidae. The record is from the annotation of a GenBank genome assembly.